Molecule: messenger RNA, 6930 nt
Organism: Lates calcarifer (barramundi perch)
Lineage: Eukaryota; Metazoa; Chordata; Actinopteri; Centropomidae
Gene: myt1la
Product: myelin transcription factor 1-like, a
Exons: 24
Coding region: 1070-5020 (1316 amino acids)
Biological process (GO): regulation of transcription by RNA polymerase II
Cellular component (GO): nucleus
Molecular function (GO): DNA-binding transcription factor activity, RNA polymerase II-specific; RNA polymerase II cis-regulatory region sequence-specific DNA binding; zinc ion binding
Source: RefSeq, a predicted model, not a curated record
AUGCCUGUGGGGCUGUUUGAGCUUCAUCUCAUUAAGUUCAUUAAGCAGAACAGAGAGAUUAAAGAGCUGAAAAGACAAACCAAAGGUCAGGAAGGAGAAUAAACAGCGGCCAAAGGCAUUUUCCACAACCUGGCAACGCAGACGAUAUUCUAAUUAAUAUCUUAGUACUAAUAAAUCGUCAGAAAACGAUUUAACACCAACAGGCUGCCGUAGUUCUGAUAAAGUUAAAGUCUAAGUAGGAGUCUAACUCUUUGUUCAGACGAAGCUGAACAAAGGGAAUUACACACUGACGCAUUUCAGCGCCUAUAGAGACUUUAGUGUGCCUGCGUGUGCGUGUGCGCGCGUGUGUUCUAGUCUGUGGGGUGGAAAAUCAAAACAACACCCAGAGACUGACUGCAGGGCUGUCACACACACACACACACACACACACACACACACAGUCUACACGUUUGGAAUUCAUUCAGAGAGAGAGAGCGAGCCUGCGUGUGCGCGCCCCCGCUGCCUCGCCAUCGGUUCGGGCGCGUCGCCGGGUUUGCGUGCGCGUCCCCGAGAAAUAAAGAAAAAGAGGAAAAAGGAAGGGAGGAGAGAGAGAGAGAGAGAGAGAGGUAAACCCGCCGUCUUCUUCUUCUCCUGCUGCUGCAGUGUCUGAUUCUCCCUCCACCACCUUCAUCAUCAUCACCAUCAUCAUCCUCUCCUCCCUCCCGUCUGUCUGUCUGCCCCCCCUCCCCCUCCCUCCCUCCUCCUCCUCCUCCUCCUCCAUCCACUGAAGGCAUGGCCAGAUAUCACAGCGACAAAAGAGAGAGAGAGCGGUAGAGAGACCUUGACGGAGACCGAGAGAGAGAGAGUGAACUAGAGAGAGAGGGAGAGUGAGAGAGAAGGAGGCUGCAGACUUUCCGACCAGAGAGGAAGAGGAGAGGAGGAAGAAGAGACAGAGAUAGAGGAGUCUCCAUCUUCGCCAUAUCAAUCAUGACUUUGGAAGACGGCCUCUGAAACUGUGUUUGGUAAAAAAGAUUCUUCAGCUACAAGACCAGCAACAGAUUGAGGUGCUGCCGAACUGAGCUCUGACCAGAUGGAGGUGAAUGCGGUUGAAAAACGCCAUCGAACACGAUCCAAAGGAGUCCGAGCUGCUGUGGAAGCUGUAACACAGGAGUUAUUCAGCUGUCCCACCCCAGGCUGUGAUGGCAGCGGUCACGUCAGCGGGAAAUACGCCAGACACCGCAGUGUUUACGGCUGCCCGCUGGCCAAGAAGAGGAAGGCUCUGGAAAAACAGCCGCUGGAGCCGGCUGCCAAGAGGAGGCCCUUCCUCACCUCCUGCCCAGGCGAGGAGGAAGAGGAGGAGGAGGAGGACGCUGGCGUCUACACUAGCUACGAGAACGAAGCCAUGGAGGUGGUGGACGCAGGGAAGGAGCAAGGGGAGGUAGUGGAGGAGGACGAGGAGGAAGAGGAAGGGGAGAGAGAAGGAGACGAGGAAGAGGAUGGGGAGGUGGAGGACGAAUUCUCGGAGGACAACGAGGAGCAGGGAGAAGAGGAGGAGGAGGAAGAGGAAGAGGUGGAGAGAGCAGACGCGACAAUAGGAGGAGAGCGGGCGGAGGAGGAGGAGGAGGAGGAAGGGAUGGACGAGGAGGAGGAAGAAGUGGAUGAUGGGGACGAUGAGGAGGAGCAAGAGGACGAAGGAGAGGAAGACGAGCAAGAAGAGGAGGAGGAGGAGGAAGAGGAGGAGCAGAAUCGUCAGCAGGUAGAGAACCACUACAAACCCAGUGCACAAUCAAAGCUCAUCCCAGUUCAGAAGGACGACAACAACAACAACAGCUGCGCCAUCAGCGCCGGUAACGGCACCGGAGAGGAGUACGAGAACUACGACGAGCUGGUCGCCAAGUCGCUGCUCAACCUGGGUAAGAUCGCGGAAGACGCCGCCUACCAGGCCAUGACCGAGUCCGAGAUGAACAGCAACUCCUCCAACAGCGCCGGAGAGGAUGACGACGACGACGAGGACGAUGGCAGCGAGCAGGGCGACAGGAAGGGCGAGCUGAGCGUGGACCUGGAUAGCGACGUGGUCAGGGAGACGGUGGACUCCCUGAAGCUCCUCGCGCAGGGUCACGGCGCCAUGCUGCCCGAGGACGGCUACCCGGAGGGCGCCAUGGUGGCUGACGGCGGCCACGCUAAUGGGCGACCUGGGGUCAGGGUUCAGGCGGAGGAGAGCGAGGAGGAGGUGUGUCUCAGCAGCCUGGAGUGUCUGAGGAACCAGUGCUUUGAUCUGGCUCGGAAACUGAGCGAGACGCAGCCGUCUGAUCGCCCCGCCCUCCAUGGCCUCCACCAACAGCUGCAGAACCCAACAGACCAGCAGGUGGUGCACCACCUGAGCAGGUACGAUAGCUGCCAUCAGGGUGCACUGGAGGAGCCCAGGUCUCUGGAGCGCAGCUACUCCGACAUGGUGAACCUGAUGAAGCUGGAGGAGCAGCUGAGCCCGGCGUCCAGAGGCUACCCCACCAGCUGCAGCCAGGAGGGCGACGAGGACACCACGUCGGUGGCUUCCGACCGCUCGGACGAGACCUUCGACAUGGCCAAGGGAAAUCUGUCACUGCUGGAGAAGGCCAUCGCCCUGGAGUCAGAGAGAGCGAAGGUCAUGAGGGACCGGAUGGCCUCGGAGCAGCACGCGGUGCCCCGCCGGGAUCACCACCAUCACCGCGGCCACGGCGAGCACAGCCCGAGGCUGAGCAGCGCUGCAGAGGAGCGCAAGUCCAGGAUGCACCAUGACGGGUUGAAGAGGGCGUACUACCCUAAAGACUCUUCCAGGGGGGAGAAGAAGGAGAGCAAGUGUCCGACACCGGGCUGCGACGGGACAGGUCACGUGACGGGUCUGUACCCGCACCACCGCAGCCUGUCCGGAUGUCCCCACAAAGACCGAGUCCCGCCUGAGAUCCUUGCCAUGUAUGAAAAUGUUUUAAAGUGCCCUACUCCUGGCUGCUCUGGACGGGGUCAUGUCAAUAGCAACAGGAACUCGCACCGCAGUCUGUCCGGCUGUCCCAUCGCUGCUGCAGAGAAAAUGGCAAAGGUCCAUGAGAAGAGUCACUCGACUGAGAGCGGCAGUAAAACCAAUCAGACGUCAGACCGCGUCCUCAGGCCGAUGUGUUUCGUGAAGCAGCUGGAGAUUCCUCAGUACGGCUACAAGAACAACGUCCCCACCAGCACGCCGCGGUCCAACCUGGCCAAGGAGCUGGAGAAGUACUCCAAGACCAGCUACGACUACGGUGGCUAUGACGGCCAGCACGCCGGCGGCGGCUAUGGGAAGAGAGGCCCGACAACCAAGUCCCACCACGGGCGAGACACCUCUCCGAAGGGAUAUGACGCCAAGCGCUACUGUAAGACGUCGAGCCCGGCCAGCAGUACGACCAGCAGCUACGCUCCCAGCAGCAGCAGCAGCCUGAGCUGUGGAGGAGGAGGUGGAGGUGGAGGAGGAGGCGGAGGAGGAGGAGGCGGCGGCGGCGGAGGAGGGGGCGGAGGAGGAAGCAGCGCCAGCAGCACCUGCAGUAAGAGCAGCUUCGACUACACCCACGACAUGGAGGCGGCCCACAUGGCGGCCACGGCCAUCCUCAACCUGUCGACGAGGUGCCGGGAGCUGCCGCACGCUCUGGGAGGGAAACCCCAGGACCUGCUGACACAGAGUCCGGUCGGUGACCUGGACGACAGCGGUGCGGUGGACGUGGCCGGUCAGCCCGGCGGUCCCGAGGGCAGCGGGACGGUGUUGACCCCCCUGCAGCCGAUGUCGCCCCAGCGGCAGGCUCUGCUCAGCAGCCGCUGCUACCAGCUGAGCGAGGCCGACUGCUGGGACCUGCCCGUCGACUACACCAAGAUCAAACGACUCGGGGACGAGCAGGACCACAAAGAGUCGGCUUAUUUCUCGUCCCUACACCAGAGCGACGAGCUGGACCCGUUCCAGGAGCUGCUGGACGAGCAGCGCUACCCGGCAGAGGUGACCAUGCCCAGCCCCAAGCACCACAAGUACCCACCCUGCAAGGAGAGCAAGAAGGAGCUCAUCACGUUGUCGAGCUGUCAGCUGGCCGAUAAGAAUAUCCGCGGGAUGAUGACAACCAACUCCCAAGAACUCAAGUGUCCGACCCCCGGUUGUGACGGAUCUGGACACAUCACUGGAAACUACGCCUCCCACAGGAGUCUGUCAGGUUGUCCACGCGCCAAGAAGAGCGGCAUCAAAAUCCUCCACAGCAAAGAGGACAAGGACGACCAGGAGCCGAUCAAGUGUCCGGUCCCGGGUUGUGAUGGACAGGGUCAUGUAACGGGGAAGUACGCCUCCCACCGUAGUGCGUCAGGCUGCCCCCUGGCGGCAAAGAGGCAGAAGGACAGCUACGUCAACGGAUCGCAGUUUGUCUGGAAGUCUGGCAAGACGGACGGCAUGACCUGCCCGACUCCGGGCUGUGACGGCUCAGGACACGUCAGCGGGAGCUUCCUGACACAUCGGAGUCUCUCCGGUUGUCCCCGAGCCACCUCGGCCAUGAAGAAGGCCAGGAUGAGUGGUGUAGAGAUGCUGACAAUCAAGCAAAGAGCGAGUAAAGGCAUCGAAAAUGAUGAAGAAAUCAAACAGCUGGAUGAAGAAAUCAAAGAUUUGAAUGAGUCCAACAAUCAAGUGGAGUCAGAUAUGAUAAAACUGAGGACACAAAUCACCACCAUGGAGACUAACCUGAAGUCCAUCGAGGAGGAGAACAAGGUGAUCGAGCAGCAGAACGACUCGCUGCUACACGAGCUGGCCAACCUCAGCCAGUCACUCAUCAACAGCUUAGCGAACAUCCAGCUGCCGCACAUGAGACCGCUGCCACAGAAAGAGGCCCCAGUAAAGCAUAACUGCUGUUUACAGAUGCCUCCCAGAGAGCCAAUGAACGAACAGAACUUUGACACUUACGUGAGUACACUGACAGACAUGUACACCCACCAGGACCAGUACCAGAGCCCAGAGAACAAGGCAUUACUGGAGAACAUCAAACAGGCCGUUCAGGGCAUCCAGGUGUAGCCGUGACUGAGGCUGUAAUAACAAAUGCAAAGCAAAAACAACAAGAAAAAAAAAAAGAAAAAGAAGGGAAUGGGUUGUUUUUUGCUGCUGUAAUCUACCACACUUAUUUUAUUUCUUCUGCUAUUAUGCUCUCAACUCCAUGGGUAUCUUUUUUUUUUAUUAUAAUUUUGAUUGUUGUUGCCUUGCUUUGAAAAAUGUUUUAAACAAACAUUCACGUUUUGUACAUUUUCAUAUGACCUAAUAUAAUGUGAUGUACUGUUUAUAGCUGCUAAUGUAUGCACAUUCUAGUGUAUAUGUAUGUAUUUAUUUAUUUAUUGUAAGCUUGAAUCAUUUCUUAUUUUAAUGUGAUACAUCGAAAAAAAAACUGGGCGUCACGGGUUUAACAGGGAGCAAAAGAGCGGCGAGAGUUGGGGGGGGUGGACGACAAAGUGAAGAGCAAUCAAUUUUCGAAAAGGCUUUUCUCAUGAGCUGGAGGUCGUUUAAACGGAUGUAAAUUCACCGAUUUUGUUUUUGUAACGUUUUGAAAAAGUGGACCGUACGGACACUGAUGUUACUGUAAAUCUUUAGCUAAAAAAUAAAAGAAGAAACCAAACCCCGAGCAAGAAGAUUUCAAACAUCAUGACACGGAAACUUACUGGUGCAAAUCCCCAUCCCAUCAUCCCCACCCCCCUUUUCUGAGUUGUUUCGUUUCAAACUUGUCCUCUUCUGUCGCUUUUUUUCUUUGUUCGUUGCGAAGGAACGAAGCGGGAAAAAAACAACGGCUACAGAAAAACAUAGGAGACAAUCUGCCAUUCUGAAUUUAUUUUAGUCAUCAACCUCGACUAGCUAAUAGGACAAUGUGUCAGCAAUAUUGGUAUGAUAAUAUAAAAUCGUUUGUUUAGAUAUGGGAUGCAAUCUAUAUGAAAAAAAUGUUUGGGUAUAUGCAAUUUCUUAUAUAUAAAACUAGCAAAGAGCUGAUAGAUCUUUUUACUAACUAUAAAUGUAUUGCGUUUUGUAUAAACCUUUUACUACAAUCAUGUUGUAGGAAUCUGACGCGGGUGAAAGGACUCUGGUUCUGUCAUGUUCGACUUUGCACAGGGACACCUUUGUUUCCAUGUUUUGAUGUUUUUAUUAGUCGAUUAAGAGGCGAUAAAGAGGUGAGAGGAUUUGUAAGAUAUUGAUUUUUUCCUUUCUAAAAGGCUGACGGCUCCGCUGGACUUACAGGGUCAAACGUCCCCAUCCGUCAUUUGUAUAUUGCACUCAUUCUGUAGAAAAAUCGUCUUUCUAAUCAUGCAUCUUAUUGUCUGAGCCACAAUGGGACAUGAUGCCGAACGACAUGAUGACCAAGCAGCUUUUUCUUUUUUCUUAUUUUCCUUUAAACUAUCUUUGAUUUUUAUUGAAAAGAUGAAUGAAAACUAGAGCCAGCAGUCGUUAACGCUGUGUCUGUGUGCACUGAUUCUACCGACUGAUCUGAAUCGGCCUUACGAUGACUCUCGGUCUGAAAUCACAGUACUGAUGUGAUGGGGGAGUAUGUUUUCUGAACACCGUCGAUCAUGCAUGCACUUUAUUGGAGUAUGUCAAAGUAUUAUCACGUGGUAAAAUGAAGCAAAAACUGUACAGCGAGUUUGUGGAAACUGUGACUUUCGAGAAGAUUUUGUGCUGGUGAUUCCUGUUUGAAAGCAACACGGAGAAAAUUUCACUGAGUUGAUUUGUUACUUAAAGGAAAAUUCCCCCUUUGACCCAAUACAGUACUUUAUAUAACCUUAGUCAGUAGAGUUGUGAAGAAGGGAGGAAGUGUUUCAGAGCUUCCAGAGUUCUGUAAAAGUUGAAAUUUCCUCAAGUCCUUAAUGGACAUAAAACGUUCCUGGUUGAAUUAUCAGUACAAAACAUUAAUUAAGAAAAUUAAGAAAAAAAAGACUAGACAUAAAAAU